AGGUAGUUGAAAUGACGCAUCAGCAGCGCAAUUUCCCACCACCAUCACCAAGCGGCGACGACCGUUCCAGAUAAUGGCCACUUUGCAGCAGAAGUUACCGGAAUCUAGCAGCGGCAGAUCUCCAAAAACUCCUGCCAGGAAAAUAUUAUGCACCACCAUCACCGCAACAACCACCGAUAUGUCAACGUGGCGUUCCAAUACGACAAUGCACCCUUACAUCAACGAUAAUGCAAAAUCUCUUUCGGAAUUCAACAACAACAUCUUUGGCGUAAAUACGAUGGUUCAGGGCCACAAUAAAAACCUUCAGGAACCCACGAGAAAAUCCAUAAUGCCAACAGCUGCUCACAAAGUAGAAAAGCAUGGAUUGAAACAGAGCCUACCGAAACUGCUCUGCCUCAAAAAGUCACCCAGCUCAAACUACGAUGAGUUACAAACUCUCAAUGUGAAUGCUUUGAGGGAGGAUUACAACUCCAACAAGUGUACGCUAGAUAACUCGGCAUCUUCGUCUCAAUCUGGAGAGCAAGAAGGUAGAAAAAAUAGAAACAGUUUUCAUCAAAAUGUAGAAGAGGCUUUGAGCUCCUUGCUAUGGCAGCCCUAUGAGUAUCAGAAUAAUAGUGGAAAGUCUCUUUCUCUAAGCUCCAGUUCCUGCAGCAGUCGAUCCUCAUCUUCGCUGGCCGACCUUGACGAAAUAACAAAGAGCUGCUCUGACAUCCUCGGCGCUCCGACGUGCGACCCACAUGCCUGCGCCGCUGCCACCGCGACCGAGAUGGUUAUUCACCUGCCUGCAGCCGACAGCCAAUCAGCGUCCGCAGCGCCUACACGUGACCCGCCGAUCGCGCAGCGCGCACCGAGUCGACUCAGCCAGCCGCUCAGUCUCGCUGCGACCGCGCGCUUGUGCACUUCUGAACACGCAGCCGCCAGUUGUCAUGUCAACGGUGGUGAUAUGCAAGCCAACGGCGGUACGACUACCCCCUUGUUCGCGAGUACGCUGAAUCUAAGUUCCGCUAAUGUCGUCGGAUUGCCCGGGAACCACUCGCGAUAUGCCUCGGUACCGGUGCAAACGCGGCCAAUCGCGUUCCCGAACCAUAGCAGGAACGUGUCGGAACCGGCUAGCCAAUUCUUGAAGUUCGGGAAUAACACUGCAGUAGUACCAGCUCAUCGACACAGUUCUCAUCAAGUGGACCAGAGCAAUUUGCACCAGAUAAACAACCAGCUGCGAAGUAGUUCCGUGCCUAACUCGGCGCCGCCGCGACAGGAAAGCGGUACGACUACAAGUAGUACGAUCAGCGUGCCUAAUGUGCUUGUGAGUGGCGUCAAUAGGUACAACCAGAAACCUCAAAAUGUGAGCAACGUGAACGUGAAUUUUUAUAAAGCAGUACCUGUCAAUGUAGCGUCUUCGGUACCAACGAUUCAUUGUCUCAACACUGUCCAAGGCAACGAUGUUUCUAACGUACAAGUACUACCUUUGGGGACGAAUUUCAGUUCUCCUCAAAGCACGAUAUCCGCAGGUAGUAGCGGAAGUCCUGCACAUGUCAGCGGUACGACACAAGUGAUACUCCAUAAUACUCCAGAGAAUCUUAAUAGGAACACCCUACUGGAACCUCAUUUCGUACCAAAUUCCACCAGUAUAACGAACUUCCUGCCUCCACCUCCAAUAACUACGUCAAGCAGCAAUGUCAUUAUUCAGAAUGCACGUACUAUGGUCUCAUUGGUCGGUACCACCUCACCAGCAAGGACCUACACCAAUGCAGGUAUAAACACCGUACAAGUAUCAACAAGUACUGCUCCUCCAGCACGACCAGGAAGGACCUUUACCAGCACCGAAGCUCAGACAGAUGACAUAUCGGUACUACCUCCCAUAACAGUCGACACGAGGGAGCAUCGUCGUCGCGAACGUCGGGAAAGACGUCACCAACGUCGUAUCGCCAAUGGGGGUGUCGGUACUCAUCGGGAAAGUAGUACCCAGGUGAACGAUCGUCUUCCAGACUUGUUGAACAGCCAUCUGCCGCCUCCGUAUACUCCCGCACCGCCACCGCAGAAUGUGCUGGGUGCGAUGCCGCCCUCUAUGGUACCACCUCCGGCUAUGGUACCGCCUCCUCCCGGUCAUCCUGCGGGAGCGGCCGUGCUCCAAACAGUGGUUCCUAAUAAUAUAGUGCCUCCCAGUGGAUUUGUUUACCCUCCUCCUCCACCAGUGGUUCCAGGUCAGGUACCAUCUAUGGUGCAAGGAGCACCGUCAGUCGCAGUACCGGUACCGUCACCCACUGGAUUUCGGUUUCCGUUCCCUUCGAAUGGAUUUAGAAGGUAG
Acanthoscelides obtectus is the source of this 2305-nucleotide messenger RNA. NCBI's taxonomy places the organism in Eukaryota, Metazoa, Arthropoda, Insecta, Coleoptera, Chrysomelidae. The record is from the annotation of a GenBank genome assembly.